AUGCUAGAAUUCAAAAGUCCAGGUAACUGGAUGUUCAUAGUACCCUGGAUUGCCUUCAUCCCAUGGUAUGGUAUGCUGAUAGCCAUGCUUAUUUGCUGGGCUAGUCAAGGGCAUCCCAUAUACUGGUUCAUGCACGCAAAGCAGUUUCCUUUAUACAUUUCAGAUAUAGGUGCUACUAACUUAAGGCCACUGUUCAUAUCGUGUGCAGGAUGGCAGGGUUUAGGCUAUGUAAUUACUAUUGCGCUUGAGUUUUUUCAAAGAUCCGGCUACUUACCUUUCCAAUUGAAGAAGAAAGACCCUUCCAUCUCUGAUUCUACCUCCUAUGCUGAAAAAUUGCAUAGUGGUAAAUAUUUAAUGCCUCCAUACUACACGAAAGAUGAACGUAACCUGAUUUUUGCUGCGUUUGUUCUUGGCGGUAUUGGUGAACUAGCCCUUUUAUUCUGUUCCAUCUUCUCGACUGCCCUGUACCAUCAUGUUCACAUUGCAAUGGUCUCUGUCUUUGUCGUUUUUAUGUUCCUAUCCACCUGCUGCUUGAUUGCGGAAUAUUUUCUUAUGGGAAGGCAUUAUGCCUCAGUUCACCCCUUGGCCAGUCCUCACUUCAAUCCUCAAUCCUCAGAAAAAAGCUUCAAUCAAAGCUAUAGUACUGUAGAUGACCUACCUUGGUAUAAAUGGGAAGGCCACGUCUGGAACAAAUUCACCAUCAGCGCGAGUCUAAAAGUCAUAUGGUUAACUCUAGCGGUUGUUUGGGCCAUUUGUUUCGGUGCCAUCAAUGAUAGUUCCAAGAGUGCAUGUUUCGAAUGGUUGCUGGCAUUUUGGUUCGGUGUCAUAUUUAUGAUUCUUUCUGCAGAUUUCUAUUUAGGUGGAAGAUACAGAAAGUCUCGCUACUUCAAUCGUGUAGAAUCAUUUUCUGGUUAUUACAAGUAUGACAAGGCACUGGGCCUCUACCGUAGUGAAGAGGGUUUACCUUCAGACAAUAUCGCCGAUGUCAUAACGGCGGAAAUAGCAUCUUCAGAUAAUUACCAUAAUGCCUCUUCCAAUGAAUCGCUCCAAGUAGUAGUAUAA
Molecule: messenger RNA, 1062 nt
Organism: Saccharomyces mikatae IFO 1815
Lineage: Eukaryota; Fungi; Ascomycota; Saccharomycetes; Saccharomycetales; Saccharomycetaceae
Gene: SFK1
Product: Sfk1p
Exons: 1
Coding region: 1-1062 (353 amino acids)
Cellular component (GO): plasma membrane
Source: RefSeq, a predicted model, not a curated record